UCCUUACAUCUAUUACAACUCAUCUCUAAACCUCAGGUCACAGAGGCUGACAGUCUGACGCCAUGGAAAUCUUCUUCAUGACCGCAGUGACCUUUUUGGUCUCUAUGUACACUCUCUUCCAACCGUUGCUGGAAUCCUACGACUUCCCCUUCGACAUCCCCUUCCAGAUCGCAGGCCUCAGACACUCCAUCGCCGACCAUGCCAUGAAAUCUUUCCCAGAAAAAUAUACCCUCUCCGGAGCUACCCCAGUCUCUGCUUCCUGGCCUAUUAGGGAGACAGGCCCUACUCAUGCCUUUCCUUCCCAAACCUGGCCAGAGGCGGGGGGUUUUUUCCAGUCUCUUUUCAACAGAAUGUAUAGACCCAGUCCUUAUGUUCUCCUGACAUCAACCUUCUGGCUCACGAUCUUGUUCGCGUGCUUUAUGUACGCAGCCUGCGCCGCUCUGGCACAGUGGAUCGAAUCCAAUAAAGCUAUGACUGAACAAGUGAGCAGAGCACGCAUCCAGCCUAGCGGGAGCGAGCUUGAGAGGUUCUACGACGAUGUCAUGAAGAAAAGUCAUGAAUAUGUCUCUGGACAAAUGAAUGACUUCAAGAAGGACUGGAUUCAGGUCAUGGAGGAUGUGAAACAAACGCAGGGCGUGUUCCGAGAGCAGUUGGCUGCGCUGACGCCGCAGGUGCACCUCCAAACCCAGUUGCAAGACCUCGAGACUCGUUUGGCUUUGGCUGAAACCACCAUCGCAGACAAGGACAUGGAGGCUCAAGUCAAGCAACUGCAGGAGCAAAUGGCCGUGCUGGAAUCACAGGAGCAUCUCCAAGCCCAGUUGCAAAACCUUGAGACCCGCUUGGCUGAAAUAGAAAUCACCACAGACAAGGACAUGGAGGCUCAAGUCAAGCAGCUGCAGGAGCAGGUGACCGCGCUGAAGCCGCAGGAGAGUCUGCAAAAUCGGACGGAAGAAUUCGAAACGGAACUGGCUAAAGUGAAGAACGCUGCUGGCAAGGACAUGGAAGAUCAUGCCAAACAACUCUUGGGCAAGUUCCAAGAGCGUGCGAACUCGCUGGAAAGCCGAUUCAACGACUUCGAUACGGCCUUAACCGAAAGGAAGAUCACUGCUGGCAAGACCGUCGACGCUAAAUUGGAACAGCUGCGAGACCGAGUUCAAGGGCACUUUUCUGCUCUGAAACAGCAGGAAGAGGAUAUGAAGGCCCGAAAGGAAGCGUUCGACGCGAGCUUGAAAACUGCUGAGCAGAGCUGGGCUACUGAGUUGAAGCAAGUGCACGACAGGUUCAACGCGCAGUUUCAGAAUUUGGACUUGCAGGGUCGAUUUGCCAGUGAACUGGGAAAAGUGGAACAGACGGGACGUGAGCUGGCAAAUGAAUUCACCGAUAAGGCUCGUGAUGGGUUCGAAAAGCUCGUCGGAGAAGGACGUGUUGAGGCGUGGGCCUAUGGGUUAUUGAAAGAGCUAAUCGAUCGUGAGAUACACUUUUUGAGCUCUGGUGAUAUCCGGUCGUACGUCUGGGACAAGAUAGAUCGGAUUGUGAUGGAGCAGGUUUCAUUUCAAUUCCCUGAUCCAGGCCCUACCAAUCUCGCGCCGUCCCCAGCCGCCCAUCCUCAGUUCCUGGCCGCUCCUCCUCAAAGCCCGACGGUAGAGGACCCCAAAUCUCCUGAUGGGUCCUCCUCAGGUCCCAAGCAGUCGAGACGGUCUCGCAGGCGCAAGUCGAAAUCCUCGGCGGCUUCUCAUCCUCAAGGCAGCGUGGAGGUCUCUGAUCUCGGCAUGGCAUCUCCUACAGCUCCUCCGUCUACCAACAAGACGGAGAAGAAUGUGCCUAAGCCCCAGGAGAGACCUCACGCCGGGCCCAGGGUGUCGACUCCCGCACCCCGGACCGGUCCUGCAUCUCCGGUGACUACCGCUCCCGCCAAAGGCAAUGUGGGAGAGGCCUCCAAACCUUUGGAGAGGCCCUCCCCGGGUCUUCAGAGCUCGCGGUAUGCACCCCAGGUCGGUCCGGCGUAUUCGGAGGCUGGUCCCUCUCGAAGCAUGGUGCCGGACGUCUUCAAGCCGCAGGGAGGCCUUGCGGGCUCGAUCUAUGCGGCCCCCGCCAGUAACCCCCCUCCCGCCAGCCCUACUGUCCCUCAGACACGGGAUAAGGGCAAACAGCCCAUGAGGAACGAGACUUCACAGGUCUCGGGAACUUCGCAGGGACCCCCCCAAACUCCAACGGAGGGUGUUCCUGGGCGAUCAUCGGCCUUUUGGGCCGAUGAUCAUAAGGGAGAUGUGAGGAUCUUCGGUGGUCAGGGCUCGAAGGAUGCUCCCCAAGCUCCUAAGGGCCCUUCAGGGCCCAAGAUCGAGGCCAAGGGGCCAUCGACAAGCCAGGCCAUGGGGAUUGCGAGACAGUCCGUGCCCAGGCAACCGUCCGCCCAAGCAGUUGGUAUCCAGGGUUCCACGCAGGCGGGAUUCUCUCCCGAGAAUCUCCCUAACCUUCCGAAGCUGCCCGCCCAAACGAGUCGGCCGACACACCGCGCUGGUGUAGUCGAAGAAAACCUUACAUUCGGCAAGGUUUUCGCGACUCUCAGGUCGCAGGUGCAGAAGGACAGGCCUCCUGUACGUCCGGACCCGAAGACGGAAGUCGGGGGAUUGGCACCGGUGAAGCAGGACCCGACCAAGGCGACUCCGGGUCCUGCAGUUCCCGAAGAAGCUUCCAAGGCGCUGUCCCUCGUCGAUAAGGGAAAGGCUAAGGAAGGCUCGGGUCCUGCAGGAGGAGCCGCCAAAUCGGAAUCAUGGUCCGAUUUGGUCGAGGAGGACCUGCAGAAGUCGAAAGGCUCACCGGGCGCCAGCCAGCCAACAAGGGCCCCCUCAAGCACCAGUGUCCCUGUAGCGGCUGGGAAAGAGCCCUCGAGACCGACCCCGGUAAAGGAGAGCAGCGCUCAAGUUGCUCCCGGGGUUGCACACUCGAGGUGGGCUCCUCAGUCUGGGACCGAUGCUCCCACCCCUCCUGCGGCUGCGGAAAAAGCCAAGGACUUGCCUCCAGUCUCCCCAGGACUGUCAGAGUCGAAGCGGGCCGGUCCUGCUUCGACCAAAGAGGCUAGCAAGGCACCGCCCGCAGAGAAGAAAGGGGUGAGUGCAUCGCGGUGGGCUUCCUAG
This is a messenger RNA of Aspergillus melleus, 3134 nucleotides long. RefSeq lists its product as uncharacterized. Bases 63 to 3134 code for a protein of 1023 amino acids. The transcript has 2 exons. NCBI's taxonomy places the organism in Eukaryota, Fungi, Ascomycota, Eurotiomycetes, Eurotiales, Aspergillaceae. The record is from RefSeq and is a predicted model, not a curated record.